Molecule: messenger RNA, 837 nt
Organism: Closterium sp. NIES-65
Lineage: Eukaryota; Viridiplantae; Streptophyta; Zygnematophyceae; Desmidiales; Closteriaceae
Source: the annotation of a GenBank genome assembly
AUGCAGGAGCGGAAAGAGCGCGAGCGCGCGGAGGCGCAGCAGAAGCGUGCGGAGCAGCAGAAGCGCGCGGAGCAGGAGGCGGCGGCCAAGGAGGCGAGCAUGACGGCGGAGGAGCGCGCGGAGGCCGCCGCUCGGCAGCGGGAGAAGGCGGAGGCGCGGCGGGUGGCGGAGGCGGAGAGGCGGAAGGCGUGGGCGGAAAAGGCGGAGAAGGGUCCGGGGCUGAUAAUCGACUUGGAGUUUGAAGAGCUGAUGGGGGAGAGGGAGCUGUCGAGCCUGCAGCAGCAGGUCAUGUUCUCCUACGCACUGAACCACCGCGCCCCCUCCCCCUGCCGCCUCACCCUCUCCGGCCUCCCCCCAGCCAGCCCCUUCCUGCACCGCCUGCAGCGAAUCGCCGGCUUCGACAGCUGGCACGGCGUGACUGUGGAACCCCGUUCCUAUAUCGAAGCCUGGGCGGGCAGGGAGGGGGAACUGGUGUAUUUGACUGCAGAUGCGGAGGAGGAGGUGGGGGAGGUGGAAGCGGGGAAGGUGUAUGUGGUGGGGGGGAUAGUGGAUCACAAUCGGUACAAGGGGCUGACUAAGGGGAAGGCGGAGAAGCAGGGGAUUAAGACGGCAAGGCUGCCAAUCGGGAAAUACCUCAACCUGAAAACUUCCAAGGUACUGGCAGUGAACCAUGUGGUGGACAUUAUUCUGCAGUACCUGCAGCACAGGGAUUGGGAGAAAGCAGUGGCGGCUGUUGUGCCUGAUAGGAAGAAGACGGACAGACCGGAGGUUGACAAUAAUGAGAGUGAUACUAGUGAAAGAGAAGCUAAGAGGGCUAAAUGUGAGAGCAAAGAAUGA